Messenger RNA from Suillus paluster, 3075 nucleotides. RefSeq names its product phosphoinositide polyphosphatase. Gene Ontology annotation, cellular component: membrane; cytoplasm. Lineage: Eukaryota; Fungi; Basidiomycota; Agaricomycetes; Boletales; Suillaceae. The transcript is spliced from 21 exons. The record is from RefSeq and is a predicted model, not a curated record. Gene Ontology annotation, molecular function: phosphatidylinositol-4,5-bisphosphate 5-phosphatase activity; phosphatidylinositol-3,5-bisphosphate 5-phosphatase activity. Gene Ontology annotation, biological process: phosphatidylinositol dephosphorylation. Bases 1 to 3075 code for a protein of 1024 amino acids.
AUGCAUCUUUACUUAAGUCACAACCCUCGUACGCUGUAUCUGGUAACUGGAUCGCAUGACGAACGGAAAGGACGGCCGCAACGGGCUCUCGUAUUUCGUGCUGCAGAAACCAAUCCAGCACAGGUUAUCGUGGAGUUCCUGCCGAAAGAUGAGGUCAAUCUCACCAGUGCUGUGAGACUGACCAGCCGCGUCAUUAAAGGCUGCCUUGGCCUCAUCUCGGUCGAAAAUGAUACUUUCCUUGCGGUGAUUUCCUCUGCGACGGAGGUCGGAAACACUCGCCCCUCCGACUCUCAACCUGAAUCCGUGGCGAAGAUUCACGAGGUCUUGUUCUACUGCCUUACCUCCCACUCAUGGGAUGAUUUUUCUGCAUCCCAAGAUACACUUCUCAAUCCAGAUAACGCCGAUGCACUCAUGACAAGAGACCACUAUUCUCAGUCUACCACACCUCCCGUGUUUGAGCAUCCGUGCAUGCCACUCACCAAAAUACUUUCCUCGGGUUCGUUCUACUAUUCUCUCGAUCCGACAUGGGAUCUCUCGUCUCGUCUUCCCGUUCGUCUCGCGAGAGAUCGAUCCAGCGCACAUGAUAUCGGUAUAUUUGAUGAGCGUUUCGUCUGGAAUGAGUAUAUCGUCCGCAGUUUGCUUAAUUUUAGAGAGAGGCUAGAUCCCCUUGAAAGGGAGGAACUCGACAAGUGUCAAUUUAUCAUAUUAGCCAUACAAGGCUAUGUGGGCGUCUUUACCAUGGCUUUGCCCGCACCUCCAGUCAAUGGCGCCCCCGUGGUUGCGACCUUAUCAUUGAUUUCCCGCCUUGGGUGGAGACGAGCUGGCACUCGAUUCAAUACUCGGGGUGUAGAUGAUGACGGGAACACUGCUAAUUUUGUUGAGACUGAAACUAUUCUCACCACGGAUCAACAUUGUGUGAGUUAUACACAAGUUCGAGGAAGUGUUCCAUUAUUUUGGGAACAACAAGGGCUCCAGACCUUUGGCCAGCGCAUACAGAUCACACGGCCGCAUGCCUCCCAACCUGCCUUCGAGCGCCACUUUGCGCAUCUAAUGGAGGAGUAUGGCGCUACUCACGCCAUCAACCUUCUGGGCUCUAAAGAGAAUGAGGCCAUUUUGACUUCUGCAUAUGCAAAGCACCUGCAACUUGCAAGAGGAAUCUGGGGUGACGAGCUCAGUAUCACUCACUACGACUUCCACAAUGCCGUGAGGAUAGGUGGUCAUGAUAGUGUGAUGAGGGACCUCUGUCGUUUGGAAGGCAUCAAUAACAAUAUGGACCGUUACGGGUUCACCAUGUGCGACACCAACACCGAUAAUCUAAUCACGGAACAAAAAGGAGUGUUCAGGACGAACUGCCUUGACUGCUUGGACCGAACGAACUUUGUGCAAGAUAUUUUCUCUCGCAAAGCCUUGGAACAAUACCUCGGUCUUGUGCAUCGCGAAUGGUUACAGGCUGGCGCGCUCUGGAUGCAUCAUCGAGAGUUAUGGGCAGAAAAUGGGGAUGCUCUCUCCCGCAUUUAUGCUGGUACUGGAGCACUGAAUACGAGCGUUACUCGGACUGGGAAGAGAACUCUGGCAGGCGUCUUGUCCGAUGCGACAAAGAGCGUGUCAAGAGCAUACAUUAAUAAUUUUCAAGAUAAAGGAAAGCAAAUCGCCAUUGACAUGUUUCUCGGCAACAUGAAUAACCAACGUCAAGUGAAUAUUUUCGAUGCAAUACACGACUCGGUUGGAAAGGCGCUGCAGCAACGCUUGUCUGAGUAUUCGACUACACAGUCUUGCAGUAUAUUCGCAGGAACGUGGAAUCUUAAUGGCCGGCUGCCGUCAUCAGAGAGCCUGUUGCCGUGGCUCUUCCCACGGGACAGUAAGUCUGAUUUUAGACCCGAUAUUUUUGUCCUGGGUUUCCAGGAAAUUGUCCAGCUUACCGCACAACAGAUUGUGCAACCAGAUCCGGAAAAGAAGCGUAUAUGGGAACAGAAGGUCAUGGAAAGUCUAGAACGUCGACCUCAAAAGACGUGUGACUAUGUGCUUCUGCGCAGUGAACAACUUGUCGGGACUGCACUUCUUGUCAUAGUUCGCUCAGAUUUAACAGCUGUCAUACGGAAUGUCGAAGGAGCAGCUCGCAAGACUGGCCUGCGCGGCAUGUCCGGGAACAAAGGUGGCGUCGGAGUCCGACUGGACUAUUACGACACUAGCUUCUGCUUCCUGACCGCACACCUUGCCGCCGGUCAUAACAACGUCGAGGAACGGAAUGCAGACUUUCACACAAUUUUGAAGGGUUUGCACUUUCAGAAAGGGAAGACCUUGUCCAGCCAUGAAAAUAUUAUAUGGCUCGCAGACACGAAUUACAGGAUAGACCUUGACAACGAAAGCGUCCGAGCCCUGUCGGAGGUCGAUGAUUUUGAUGCUUUAGUGGCAGCGGAUCAGCUAAGGCAGGCGAUCGAUAAUGGGGAUGCAUUUUCUGGAUAUGAGGAAGGACCUCUGCUGUUCCGACCCACUUACAAGUAUGACCUAGGCACCGAUAACUACGAUACCAGUGAGAAGAUGCGCAUUCCGGCUUGGACUGACAGAAUAUUGUUUAGAGGCCGAUUCGAUCUCGCGGUAUAUUCCCGAGCUGAGCUGAAAGGCUCGGAUCACCGUCCAGGCAAGUUCGUUUCCGUUUUCGCGCUUUUUAGAAGCGAGGUGCGGAUCAUUGAUGUCGUAAAGAGGGCCGCGCUGUCUCGCCUGCUCCUGGAAAACACACUGUCGGCUACCCCGGGCGAGAAACUUGAUGAAAAACUUGCUUCCCUGGUACUUCCGGAUGACUACUCUGAACUGCCUCCGCCCAGCACGGAUGAUGAUGCAUGGUGGGACAGACCAGAACAUCCCAAAGGGAUCUUUCCUAUCUCAAUAGCUCACCUCCUGGAAUCAGAUGCAGCCAACCCUUUUGACUCGCCAGAGGAAUCGCCUUUUUCAUCCUCGCCAUCAUCCUCUGACGAAGAACUUUACUCACAUGCAAUGGGUUUGCAAUCUCCCAUCACACCUGUUCGCAAACCUCCACCACCUCCGUUGCGCUCGCGGUUUGCUGAUGCGGGACACUGA